UGCGGUAACCGUCGCCGCGCAGUUCGCUCAGGGAAUACUUUCAACACGCUCUUAAACAUUUGUAUCGUGUAUUCACGUUCGUGGCCUGUUUUGUCAUACAUCGUCAACAUGGAUGUUUAUCUGCAAUGAAUACCAGUGACUGCGUGGACUAACUGCCAGCAAAAUAUCCCGAAGACAGCAAAAUGAUCCCAAAGCUUCUCUUAAUUAUCUCACUUUCAAGGCUGGUUGGACUUUGCUCUGCUGUAGGACCAACGUGGCUUAAGGCACACGAUCCCUCAUGCAAAACCCGGUUUUCCGCUUCUGAAACUAAGAACUGCAGGCCAGUUCGAUAUUUUUAUAACAACGAAACAGGUCUCUGCGGGCGCACCUGUAGCCAUAACGCUCCAUUCAGUACGUUGGGGGAGUGCGAUAUGUCAUGCAGAAGUGUGGUCGUCUGCUACAUCCAAAGGCGGCCUCAGCGCUGUGAUGGCAGCUUCAGUGUGAAAGUAUUCCGCUUCAACGUAAAUAAAGGAAAAUGCUAUGCUAAGAGGGGUUGCACAUACCGAGGAAACAACUUUCCAACUUUGGAAGAGUGCAUGAGCACUUGUGGCGCAGGUGCAGGAUCCUCCCAAGAAAGUGAUAAGGACGACGGAGGCGGUAGCCCUUUGGAGCAGCAGAUGCAUGUGCAGACGUCGAUUCAGCACUCGACAGUUCAAAUACCGCCAAAGCGUUACACAGCCUAUUGUGCCAGAGUUACCGAAUAUUGGAGGAGCGCCAAGCAUUCGAAAACGUAUUACAGACCAAGAACAAACGAGGGUAGUUGCUGCCACGAGUCCAGCGGAGAACCCACCACUGCCUUCAGACACUGCAGGCGAAUCAGGAAUUUCCCAACGUGAUGAACGGUGCACUGUCAAUGUCUCGAAGUCCUCGCCUUCGUGCAAGUCUUCUAUGUACCACUUCGAUCAAAAUACGCGGCUCUGCAGACGCACCUGCUCUGAUCAAGCACCGUUUCAAUCUAAAUCAGAAUGCGACGGCGUAUGCAGAAGCGUUCUAGUGUGUUUUGAUAAAAAGCGACCUCAGCCCUGCGAGACGUAUAGCAGCAAAAUUGUAUAUUACUUCGAUGCUCAAAAGGGAAAGUGCUUCGCCAGAACAAGUUGUACUCACACAGGGAACAACUUUCCGACUAUACAGGAGUGCAAACUCACCUGUGGUGCAUACAUAGGGCAGACUGGAGUCGACCAAGAAAUUGCACUGGCUCCAAGUAACGAGAGGCCAUCGCAGCAGCUGAGUGAAGGCGCGCCAAGCCAGGAGACACCACCCAGUAUUGGAAGUGAAGGAACAACUCCCGCGGAAGGCAACGUCGUGUCGCCAAAUGGCAGACCAGCCUUCACAAUUCCAGCGGUGGGCACGCCUUUGCCACCAAAUAGACCACAUGCUGGAGGAACGCCAGCCAUUUCGGAGCCGGCCAUGCCUAUGCCGCCGACAACCGGUGCCGCGCCAGCAACUCCGGAAGAAUCUAAGCCCGACACAUCAGAUGCUGGAAUAAUACCGGCUAUUCCAACGCAGGAUCACAGGUGCUCAGUUAUCGUCUCCAAAGUAACAGACAUGUCUUGCAAGUCACAGAUGUAUUAUUUUGAUUCAAGAACUCGUCUUUGCAACCCUACAUGCUCCGAAAUGGCUCCAUUUCAUUCAAGAGUAGCAUGCAUUGGAAUCUGCCGAAGUGUUCUCGUCUGCUUCGUUAAGCGCCUUCCUAACAUAUGCGGAGGCAAUCGAAACAUCACCGUAUACUACUACAACCCUCGCAAAGGAAGAUGCUUUGUUGAGAAAGGCUGCACAUACAAAGGGAACAACUUUCCUACCUUAGGCGAGUGCCAACGGACGUGUGGUGCAUUCACAGGAUUAGAAGAGCCGAGCGAAGAAGAGAGUAGCAACGGGAACAGAGAGAGCACCAAUGAGCUACCGCUGGAACAACCCGAAGAAUCUGUGAGGGAGCAGGUUCCAAGUACCACCCCUGUACCAACCAUACCACCCGCGGCUGCACCCUCGGGAACCGGAAUUGUUUCGUCAGCCCCACAAAACGAGCCAGUCACAGUGGGGCCACCGACAACCACGCUUGCAACAACGACGCUGCCAAUCACUCCGCCCUUCGAAACCGGGAUUACACCGGCAGUCCCACAUCAUGAUUCAAGGUGCAUCAUAUUUUUUCCCGGAUCGGAAAAUGAGUACUGCAAAGGUAGAAGAUAUUACUUCGAUAGUAGACGUCGUCUUUGUAUGCCUAGCUGCUCGAAAUGGGCGCCAUUUCAGUCAAGCUCUGAAUGCAAUGGCUUGUGUAGAAGCGUUCUUGUGUGCUUUAUUGAACGCCGCAAUGCGCUCUGCAAAACUCGUCGCACUAUCCCCGUCUUCUAUUACGACUUCCACAAAGGAAAAUGCGUUAACGGGAAAGGGUGCGAUUACAGAGGAAACAGCUUUCCAACAUCAGAAGAGUGCGAACGCACUUGUACUCCGAUCACAGGUGCACACGAGCCGGCGCUGGACAGCGGCAUCCACGUCAUUACAAGCCCAUCACAGCCGUCCAGUCAAGUACACCACAUGCAGUACCACCCGAAUACACCAGUGGUGCCACCCGCUCUGCCGCAUAUCUCCGUGCAUCAUGUGAACAGGCCUAUACCACCACCGUUGGUGCGCGAGGCUGAGCAUAUAAACUUGGAUCGCAGAGCCGUACCAAAGCCUCCACCGUUCAACAUUUCACUAGUGACGCCGGUUCAACAGCCGGUCACGCAGCACCAAAUUCAACCAGCCAUAGCGCAGAAGCACAGUAGUACGGUGAAGGCAUCGACAAAUACGCAGGUAGGUGACGCGGCAAAAACUCAACGGCCUAGUUGUUCAAACUGACCACCACCAGCAGCAGAUUGCAGUUCUGCCACCACUUCAACAUGAGAUCAGCCAUCCACGUGUGAAUAUGACUCCAGGAUCGUCCGUUAAAAAUCUCACGCCACAAAAGUUGACUACCUCAGCGAUCGCACCUGUCCAUCAAGAGCAUUUGAGGUCUGCAAUGUUGCCAUCGUUUCAACAGCACGUUACCCAGCAGCAUUUAAGUACACCUACGCUGCCUUUAAAUAAACAACCCUGUAACAGAGCAAAAGUUGGGUGUACCAUUACGACAACCGAUUCACAAGCAUGUAACACAACAGCAGGAGAAUACCGGUGUGCUCUCAUCGAUUUCACAGGAUGCGUCCCAAAAGCGCAUAAAAAUGCCAGUGCCACCGCAGACACAACAGGUGACGCAGCAUAAGCUAAAUUCCCAAGUUGUUUUAUUGACGGAGCAGCCGUCAUCACAGCAGGUACCGAAAGCUCGAAUAUCGUUACCUGCUCAACAAGUAGUCAAGCAGCAUAACCUAGAAACACCAAUUCAACAACCAAGCCUGCAGGAACAAACAGAUGCCCAAAAAUUAUCAGUAGUUCCACCGCUAACCACGCAGCAAGUACUGACCACGCCCACAGCAACACAAGUUGAUCACAACACCGAGCUUCUCCCUUCACCGAAACAAGUAAUCUCGCAAACACAAGCACAGACCACGCAGCAGCAAUUGAGUACAACCAUGGGCUCACCGAAUCAGCAGCUCGUAACGCAGCAACACUCGACAGGUCCCGUCAGUCCACAAUAUCAACAUUGGAGAGCACCGGAGCAAGUAAGCAGCCAGAUGUUUCCAGUUUUUCCCAGG
This is a messenger RNA of Dermacentor silvarum, 3701 nucleotides long. RefSeq names its product bromodomain-containing protein 4A-like. NCBI's taxonomy places the organism in Eukaryota, Metazoa, Arthropoda, Arachnida, Ixodida, Ixodidae. Gene Ontology annotation, molecular function: serine-type endopeptidase inhibitor activity. Bases 661 to 2871 code for a protein of 736 amino acids. The transcript has 14 exons. The record is from RefSeq and is a predicted model, not a curated record.